ACUCACGCAUGGUUGUGUGUACAUGGAGGCUGUCGGGUUUACCGUCGUGUUGCUUAUUUAGCUGAAACUAUCGUUUGUUUGAAAAUGAAUGAUAAAAAGCAUUGGACACCAGAAGCUUUAAAAACUUUAAAUUAUCAUUUUUGUGAAUUUAGUUAUAUAAAUGGGUAUGAGCCAACAAUAAGUGAUGAAGUGGUAAAUAAUGCUUUACAGUCCGUUUUGGAGGAUUUAUCUAAUUAUGAACAUUUGAAUAGGUGGCUUAUCCACAUGAAAAGUUUCAGAAAGGAAAAACUGCCUGGAAAACACACAACUGUGGACAAUGUCUUAGCUUCCCUGGAGCCUCCUACUAAGAAGAACAAGAUGACUCCAGAAGAAAACUUGAAGCUCAUCACCCGGAGAUUAGAUGAAGUUAUUGGAGAGGACCGCAUGAUGACAAUCUUGAAGGAAAGGCCGUUGAAAAUUUACUGGGGUACUGCCACUACAGGGAAGCCACAUGUUGCAUACUUUGUGCCUAUGACCAAAAUUGCAGAUUUUCUGAAGGCUGGAUGUGAAGUUACCAUCCUUCUGGCUGACCUUCAUGCAUAUUUAGACAACAUGAAAGCUCCCUGGGAGUUAAUCCAGUUCCGCACAAAAUACUAUGAAGCUGUCAUCAAGGCCAUGCUUUCUGCCAUUGGUGUGUCCACUGAGAAGCUUCGUUUUGUACAAGGCACAAGCUAUCAGCUAGGAACAAAAUUCACUGAUGAUAUGUACAAGUUAGCUGCUAUGGUGACUGAACAUGAUGCCAAGAAAGCUGGAGCAGAAGUAGUUAAGCAGAUAGAAGCUCCUUUCCAGUCUGGGCUUCUGUAUCCUGGACUCCAAGCACUUGAUGAAGAGUAUCUUGGAGUAGAUGCACAGUUUGGUGGGGUUGAUCAAAGGAAAAUUUUUACCUAUGCUGAAAAGUAUUUACCCAAACUUGGUUACCAAAAAAGAUCCCACUUGAUGAAUCCUAUGGUUCCUGGUUUAAGUGGAGGUAAAAUGUCGUCUUCAGAAAUUGAUUCUAAAAUAGAUCUUUUGGAUUCUGCUAAGGCAGUUGAAGAUAAGCUGAGUGGAGCAACAUGUGAUCCCUCUUCACCUGAUAAUGGUGUCAUGGCUUUUGUGAAUUAUGUAGUAUUUCCAGUUUUGGAAAGCCAAGGUAAAUCAUUUGAACUUUGCAGUGGACAAAACUUUUCUUCCUUUGAACAGUUGCAAGCAAGCUUUAUUGAUGGAAAAGUACAUGGAGGUGAUAUAAAGAAGUUUGUCAUAAAAUUUUUAAACAAGCUUUUAGAACAUAUACGGAAAGAAUUUGAGAAACCUGAAUUGCAGGAACUUGUGAAAAGGGCAUAUCCACUCUCCAGUCAGGUGCAGGUGUGUCCUGCAGCCCAUGAAGCUAAAAAAUUUGGUGAAGCAAAAGAGCUGACCAUUGAAGGGUUAAGUCUUGAUGAUCGAGUAAAUUUAAUGAGUAAGAAUUUGGCCUUAACACCACCCUCUACAUUGAAUACUGCAUUCAAUUAUUCUCCUCAUGUGUUGUGGACAGUUCCAAUAACAAGACGGCCAGAGCUUGGUAUGCUUGGACACAUUGCUAAGGUGCGUGAUUUCUUAGCUGCAGGUUGUCAUGUUACUGUUGUAACCUCAGAUAUUAUCUCUUAUUUAGAUGGGUGUCAAGUCCCAUGGGAUGUGGCCCCACACAGAGCUGAGUAUUUUAUAGAGUUAAUCAAAGCUGUUAUGUCUACAAAUGAAAUUCCACUUGAAAAUGUCAAAUUUAUUAAAGGUAGUGACUUCCAAAAGAAUGAGGAUUAUGUCUUAGAUUUAUACAGGAUGACAGCACUUGUUACAUGUAAGGAUUCAAAUGAUUCUGUGUCAACUGUCCUGAGAGAUCCUAACCUUCUUUCUGCUCUUCUUUACCCAGACAUGAUGGCUUUGGAUGAGAAACAUUUACAAGCCAACAUUCAUUUUUGUGGUGCAAAGCAUGUACCAUUGUUUGACUUUACUGAGAAAAAUAUACCUUUGGUAGGUGGAGUACCCUGCAUCCACUUGUCUGGAGCUGAACUGCCAACUCUAUUAAACAGAGCUGCUCUUACACCUGAAGAGGAGUUUAUUGAUCUCAUUGAGCAAGAGGCACAAUUAAAAAAGAAACUAAAAUCUGCAUUCUGUGAGGAAGGAAAUAUUAACUUUAACCCAGUGCUGUCGCUUGUAAAUGUAGUGAUCAUGCCAUUGCUAGGGGAGGAGAAAUUUAGAAUAACACGUUCAGAAGAAAAUGGUGGUGAUUUGGAGUUUGAGUCUUUUCAAAACUUGGAGGGUGUAUUUGCUCAAAAGAAUUUGCAUCCAGGUGACCUAAAAAACAGUGUUCUAGAAUACAUAAAGAGGUUCAUCAAUCCUAUAAGUAAAGCAACAGGAACACCCCUCAUGAAGAAACUACAAAGCAAGGCUUAUCCACCUCCACCAAAAAAAACAAAGGGCUCUCAGAAAACUGCUGGUGAUAGUGAUGACUUUUUACCUUCCAAGUUUAAUAUGGUUGUGGGAAAAAUUGUUGAAAUUUCAAGACAUCCAGAGGCAGAUUCACUCUAUGUAGAAAAAAUUGAUAUUGGUGAGGAUGAACCACGGACAAUUGUUAGUGGUUUGGUCAAAUUUAUCCCAAUAGAAGAAAUGCAAGAAAGAAUGGUCGUAGUGUUGGCAAAUCUGAAACCUGCAACUAUGCGGGGAGUUAGAUCCGCUGGGAUGGUGUUGUGUGCCUCAGUUAGUGAGCCAGCAGCUGUAGAACCACUCCAGCCUGCUCCUGGGAGCAAACCAGGUGACCGAGUAUUGGCAGAAGGUUAUGAAGGAGAACCAGACUCUGUCUUAAACACAAAAAAGAGUAAUGCUUUAGUAAAGAUGUUGGAGGGUUUCAGGACUAAUGGAUUACUAACAGCAACAUGGAACGGUAAUAUUUUGAGCACCAGCAGUGGUCCGGUUACAGUGGCUAGUCUCAAAGAUGCUCCCAUUAAAUAAUAGCUUUAUAACUUUUAAAUUGUUACUUACGAUAUGUAAUAGUUAUUUUUGAUAAGUGCAAAAUAAUAAUCAAAGAAAUGGCAAUGUUAUUUACUAUAUACUGUAUUGCUCAGUGUUGUUUCACCACUUUGGCCCAAGAGAAUACAGUACAAUAAGUCCUCGUUUAACGUUGCCCCCAACAACGUUGUUUCGUUAUAACGUCGCUACUCUUUAGAUACCCAUGAUUCGGACAAUGUCCCGCCGAUUCAGUAUAACGUCGUCAUGGACUACUUUGUACGGCGCAUCAUCCUCUCUCACCCAGUCAGAGCGGGAGGAGGAGCCACCCUCUGGGUCUCAGUGACUCACCACCCUUCUCCUCUCCUCUACCCACCACACACUCGCUCCGCCUCCGCCCAUUAGUGAGUACAAUACAAAAUGAUUUA
Homarus americanus (American lobster) is the source of this 3422-nucleotide messenger RNA. RefSeq names its product tyrosine--tRNA ligase, cytoplasmic-like. The coding region runs from base 85 to 3000 and encodes 971 amino acids. The transcript has 5 exons. NCBI's taxonomy places the organism in Eukaryota, Metazoa, Arthropoda, Malacostraca, Decapoda, Nephropidae. Gene Ontology annotation, molecular function: tRNA binding; ATP binding; tyrosine-tRNA ligase activity. The record is from RefSeq and is a predicted model, not a curated record. Gene Ontology annotation, biological process: tyrosyl-tRNA aminoacylation.